UUACGACAGUGAAAGAUACUUAGGGUAUGAAGACCUCUGAAUCAUUCGAUUCCGCUUUUUCUGCGCAUUUAUAAUCGCCCGUUCUUCCUCGGCUGCCUUCCUUCGCUGUGUAUUUUGUGCCUGUUUCUCCAUGUUCUCACUGGCAUUCCCCCAAAUGGCCGUGUGACAGGCACACACGGGCUCUGAGGUUGUGGCCUUGAUUUGAAUGUUAGUUUCCUCAUCGAGCAACUGGGUCCUCUGCAUCUUCCUCUGUAAGACAGUUUAAUCAUCAUAAUUUUGCAAGACUGGGGUGAGAGUAGACACUUCUGGAAAAGCCUUGGUUCGUGGAAAUCUCUUCGUUAUCUACUGCUUCUUUGCAAAACUGAUGGAUGAAAGAGAGGAGAACUCCAGAGUCCUUCAGAUGAUGGACAGAACCUGGAGGAGGGAUGGAGGCAGUACCCUGUGCUCAGAAAAGAUGCUGACUCAGGUGUGGGGCUUCCCUCCAGGAAGGAGGAGAGGGAGUGUUGUCAUGGAUGCAAUGGGCGUCUGCCUCUGCAGUGCUCCAUCAAAGUCAGCCUGAGGCUCCUGUGAGGAGCUCACACAGGAAGGAGGCUAAGGCUCCAGCAGGUGGAGGAGGGCCAGGGUGUGAGUGACCUCUGCGUCCCUGUGCUCACCGUGCCAAACAGAAACAACCGACGAUGACAACGACGGGGCCGUUUCUUCUUUUCAUCUAAGCCGCCAUCAUCUGAUUUGGAACAGCAGUGUUUCUAAUGGACCUGGGAAGGGGGCGGUGCUGCAGGCACAUUUCAGGAGACAAGGGCAAGGGCUGAUGGGAAAAGUCUCUCAACCGCAGGCUCCAGAUUUUGCUCAUCCUCGGAGCCCGUCCCUGAACUCACUGUCCACUACAGAGGAGCCGGUUCCUAAGAGCGUGUAUGCCAAGUGUCACAACGCCAGGAUAAAAGCAUCCUCCAGCUGCCAGCCCCUCACAGGGCCCCCUGUGUGUCACCCCUUGUGGGUCAUUUGGACCAAGUCUUUCAGAGAGCGGAGACAAGGCCUGAGCCAGGUUGCUGACCACAGCAGGAAACUACACACCAGCCUCUCAGAACCCAGGAAGCCUGUCUCUGGCCAUCCCCUCUCUAGGCUGCUGGGGUGACCAAGAUUCUCCAGAGGCCUCAGUGAUGCAUGCGUCAAAGCACAGGCUGCAGACAGUCUGACUCAGAGCAGACCUUCAUCAGCAAGCAUUUUUGGGAGAGCUGUCCUCUGCCAGCCAUUAGGGUACAUCAACAUGAAAGAGGCGUGAUCUUGGCCUUCGAGGCGUUUGGGGUGAUGGGAUAACACACUGGGGUACCCCUGCGUACAUGCACUCUGGUAGGAGCCUCACAGCUGAAGCUAGAUAGACUUAAAGGAGAAGGAGGUAGAAACCACUUGUAAACUCAGAGUGGCCUUCCUGGAGGAGGCAGCUCCUGGCCGAUUCAAGCAACAGGAACUGGGUGGGCAGAAUUUCAAGCAAACAGGAUCAUGAGGGAGACGUGCUGGGGGUAGGGUGGGUUCUGAGUGGCCCAGAUGCUGCCAGGGGGUGCCACUGGGAUGAAGAGGAGCUGAGACUUCACACUCCCCUGCCUGAGGGCUGCUGUGAGUGCCUGGGGGGAUCUAAAGGGCUCCCCAGAGAGCCCCCAGAGGGUAGAAACCGUGUCUGGAUGACCCGGGGUUGCAGACAGCACAGGUCACCUCUGCAGUAAUGAACAAGAUGAAGGAGCCCCAAUGACAGAGGGAGCAGCAAAGAUCUUUCCAGAUGCAAGGCCUCCUCCUGAUUGUGACCUGUUUUUCAUUUGUAGUCCUCAAGCUACCGAUUCAUUGAGUCACACAUGGGGCUCAUGGGACCAACCACCAGGGUUCCCACUGGCAUCCCCAAGGCCUCACAGCGUGUGCUUUGGAUAAUCCGGGACUCCACAUACUUUUUUCUCUUACCCCUCAAAUGUCUGCUUAGCUGCACCCUGCCUUGGCCUAGAGGGAGUGAGCUAUAGCCAGCCAGGGAACCAGAGUUUGAUAGACUCCGUAUAAAGCACAGUAAAGACCUGAAGGUGCUACCGGGCCAGAAGGGCCAGCCGUCGCGAUGCACCAGGGGACAUCUGAUUUACUUCUGUCCCCACAGUGAGUUAGCUCCAGGCACCCGAGCUGUGCAUCGGCCGGCCGUAACAUCUCCCAGCUGUGGGGAAAAAGAGGCUCCAGCCGCAGUCAGAUUCUGAACUGGGGAACGGUCAACUCCAAAAGUCCACCUGAUCCCAGUGUCCACCACAAAGAAUGGAGGAAGCAGCAAGAGCCGGAAGAGGAUCAUGCCUGACCCAGUGACGGAGCCCCCCACCGUGGACCCAGUUUACGAAGCUCUCCUCUACUGUAACAUUCCGAGCGUAGCUGAGCACAGCAUGGAAGGUCAUGCCCCACAUCAUUAUAAGCUGGUCUCCGUUCACGUGUUUAUUCGCCACGGGGACAGGUACCCAUUGUAUGCCAUUCCCAAAACAAAGCGGCCGGAAAUUGACUGCACUCUAGUGGCCAGCAGGAAGCCGUAUCACCCUAAACUGGAAGCUUUUGUUAGCCACAUGUUGAAAGGAUCCGGAGCCUCUUUUGAAAGCCCCUUAAAUUCCCUGCCUCUCUAUCCUAACCAUCCUCUGUGUGAGAUGGGAGAGCUCACUCAGACAGGAGUCGUGCAGCAUCUGCUGAACGGCCAGCUGCUGAGGGACAUCUAUCUGAGGAAACACAAACUCCUGCCAAACAACUGGUCCUCAGGCCAUCUUUACCUGGAGACCACGGGGAAGAGCCGCACCCUGCAGAGCGGCCUAGCCCUGCUCUUCGGCUUCCUCCCGGAGUUUGACUGGAAGAAGGUUUAUUUCAAGCACCAGCCGAGUGCCCUGUUCUGUUCUGGAAGCUGCUCCUGCCCGCUGAGAAACCAGUAUCUGGAGAAGGAACAGCGACGCCAAUACCUGCUUCGUCUGAAGAACAGCGACCUGGAGAGGACCUACGGGGAGAUGGCCAGGAUUGUGGACAUCCCCACCAAGCAGCUGCGGGCCGCCAACCCCAUCGACUCCAUGCUCUGCCACUUCUGUCACAAUGUGAGCUUCCCUUGCAGCAGAAGCGGCUGCCUCGGCAUGGAGCACUUCAAGGUGAUCAAGACACACCAGAUCGAGGACGAGCGGGAGAGGCACGAGAAGCUCCUGUACUUUGGGUAUUCCCUCCUCGGGGCGCACCCCAUCCUGAAUCAGACGGUAAACCGGAUGCAGCGUGCCGCCUCGGGCUGGAGGGAUGAGCUCUUCACCCUCUACUCUGCUCACGACGUCACCCUGUCACCCAUCCUCAGUGCCUUGGGUCUCUUGGAAGCCAGGUUCCCAAGGUUUGCCGCCAGGCUGGUUUUUGAGCUCUGGCAAGACCGUCAAAAGCCCAGCGAACAUUCCGUCCGGAUUCUGUAUAACGGGGCUGACGUCACCUUCCACACCUCCUUCUGUCAUGACUUCCACAAGCGCUCUCCCAAGCCCAUGUGUCCUCUUGAGAACUUGGUCCGUUUUGUCAAAAGGGAUAUGUUUGUGGCCCUGGACGGCAGUAGUACUAACUAUUACGAUGCAUGUCACGGGGAGGGGGCCUAAGAGGUCUUCAGCACGGAAGUGUUUGAUUGCCGCUUCUGUCUGCUGCUAAGAUGUCAAGGUAUGGAGUUCUAAAGGAUGCAGAUUGGGUGGGGUCUUCAUGCUCAUGGGUUGAGGCAAACAGGAAGCACAUAACGGUAUGUUACUCGGUACAAAAUAGCCAGUUUACAGAAGGAAGAAGGGACGUUCUCACAGCCGUGUGCAACUUAGAAUGCCAGCAUAGGGCUCAGAGCUUACAACUGCCAAGCCAACCUUACAUGACUUCUGGCCACAGAACCAGCCAACCUCUGCCAAAAUCUUCUUCAUCUCCGUCAUUUACCUUAACCUGGUUGAGUGGAAAUUUUCCCAGAGUGAUGAGUUCAAAGUGCACCCGGCAGUCUUUCCCUGGAGGGACCAGAGGGAAACCUUAGACUUUGUAGACCUAAAGGUCACAGAAUCUCCGUCAUAUCUUCUCAGCUGUGCUCUGGUGACGUGGCGAUCCAGACAUGGGCGUGUGUGACUGUGUGACACAGGCCAAACAGAAUGGGGUGGCAGCCGUCAUUGCCAAUUCAUCUUUAAAAGCCUCCGGAACCGUGGUACUUCCAACACUUUGGGAGCUAACCGACCGCCGCUCAGCAGGUCCUUUGGUAACUUCUGCUAGAAGCACAGUUUUGGGUCUCUAUCUGGCACGAUAACAAGCCCAGGGGAAUGAAUACUGGGUCAGAAAACGCGUAGAAAAUUACUACAGUACUUGAUGCUCCUGAGGGUCGUGGCACAAAAUAGCUUUAAAUGCGUUUUAGAUAUUUGUCUGCUGUAGUCUAUUGGCUGCAUAUGCUGGAAUUUUUGUAUUCCAUUUAGUAUUUUUAUAGUCUAGGAAAAUAUUUUCUGAGACCAGUUUUAGAUGUGUUCGGCUUCCUAUAGAAAUACUCCACUUACCGCACCUGCUCGGCGCUUGGAAGGAGGCCAAAAGCUCAAUUCAGACACUUUUCCCCCCUCAAAAAUAAAAAAGUAAUGACUCAUUCCCUUUGAAAGGUUGUAGAAUUGGGUCCAUUUUUAAACCAUUUUCAUCAAUUUCAAAUGCCAAAUUCCAUUUGAUUUUUGAAGAGGUUUCUAGAAAAAAACCAACUUUGUAACUCCAUAGUUAAACAAUCUUUCUAAAGUGUUUUAUACGUUAGGCGCGAUCACGGCUAAGUUCGCGGGUCCCAGGCUAACGGUGCUAGUUCGGUCCAAAGCCGUGGCCCAUGCAGGCGGUGUGUUUUGGCUUCAGCGCAUUCCAGCCUUUCUCUUCCUUUGUGUCUGGUGUUGCAUUUGAACACGUUUUGUUUUUAGAAAUAAAAACUUUUGAAUUCCUAA
Molecule: messenger RNA, 4943 nt
Organism: Apodemus sylvaticus (European woodmouse)
Lineage: Eukaryota; Metazoa; Chordata; Mammalia; Rodentia; Muridae
Gene: Pxylp1
Product: 2-phosphoxylose phosphatase 1
Exons: 8
Coding region: 2313-3614 (433 amino acids)
Biological process (GO): dephosphorylation; chondroitin sulfate proteoglycan biosynthetic process; glycosaminoglycan biosynthetic process
Cellular component (GO): Golgi apparatus
Molecular function (GO): phosphatase activity
Source: RefSeq, a predicted model, not a curated record